This is a messenger RNA of Aspergillus puulaauensis, 2727 nucleotides long. RefSeq names its product plasma-membrane proton-efflux P-type ATPase (gene PMA1). Gene Ontology annotation, molecular function: P-type proton-exporting transporter activity; ATP hydrolysis activity; ATP binding. Gene Ontology annotation, cellular component: plasma membrane. Gene Ontology annotation, biological process: proton export across plasma membrane; regulation of intracellular pH. Bases 1 to 2727 code for a protein of 908 amino acids. The transcript is spliced from 4 exons. NCBI's taxonomy places the organism in Eukaryota, Fungi, Ascomycota, Eurotiomycetes, Eurotiales, Aspergillaceae. The record is from RefSeq and is a predicted model, not a curated record.
AUGACCUACAUCGAACCUGAUGGCGAUGGAGAGGAGAACAUCGAUGAUCUCAUCGAGGAACUGGCGUCCCUGGAUGGCGAAUAUACCGCUCGCGCCCAUAUACGAAAAAGUAUCGAGUCGAAGCAUAGCUUUGUUGGGCAAGAUCCGGAGUUUGACACUGACAUUACGACUGGUCUUACUACACCUGACGCCCUAACCCGGCGCAAAAAAUAUGGCCCUAACCAGCUGAAGGAGGGGAAGGAGAACCUUUAUCUUAAGUUUUUGUCCUUCUUUGUCGGACCUGUUCAAUUCGUGAUGGAGGGCGCUGCAAUCCUUGCCCUUGGUCUGAGAGAUUGGGUAGAUUUUGGCGUGAUCUGUGCCCUUCUCCUUCUCAACGCAACUGUCGGUUUUGCCCAGGAAUACCAAGCGGGGUCGAUCGUGGAGGAGCUGAAAAAGUCGUUGGCCCUCAAGGCUGUCGUAGUCCGCGAUGGCAGAAUGGGCGAGAUUGAUGCAGUCAAAGUCGUACCGGGUGAUGUACUCAAGAUUGAUGAGGGUACGAUUGUGCCCGCUGACGGCCGCGUCAAAUCGAACUACUUAUUACAAGUUGACCAAUCCUCUGUCACCGGUGAAUCACUAGCCGUUAACAAAUGCAAGGAUGAGGUCUGUUACGCCUCAUCGGUGGUUAAACGCGGUGAAGCAUAUCUCGUCGUUACAGCUACUGGCGAUGACACCUUUAUGGGCCAAACAGCCGCGUUGGUCAAUUCUGCGUCAUCGAGUGCUGGUCAUUUUACGGAGGUUCUCAACCAUAUCGGGGCGACGCUACUCGUUUUGGUUGUACUUACCUUAAUUGUUGUUUGGGUGUCGUCUUUCUACCGUUCAAAUAAUAUUGUUACCAUCCUUGAAUUCACACUGGCCAUCACCAUUAUCGGAGUUCCAGUCGGCCUUCCCGCCGUUGUCACCACAACCAUGGCUGUUGGUGCUGCUUAUUUGGCUCGGAGGCAGGCGAUUGUACAGAGACUUUCCGCCAUAGAGUCUCUUGCAGGGGUAGAGAUACUAUGUUCCGACAAAACCGGAACGCUAACAAAGAACAAGCUCACGCUUUCAGACCCAUACACAGUGACUGGCGUGGACCCUAAUGACCUUAUGUUGACGGCGUGUUUAGCUGCUUCACGGAAGCUGAAGGGCAUGGAUGCCAUCGAUAGAGCUUUCAUCAAAGCACUCCCUAAUUAUCCACGUGCUAAAGAAGCUCUGACGCAAUACAAAAUUCGAGAGUUCCAUCCAUUUGACCCGGUCUCCAAAAAGGUCACUGCGGUAGUGUUAUCUCCGAGUGGUGAAGAGAUAAUCUGCGUCAAGGGAGCGCCUUUGUGGGUUCUGAAGACGGUUUCAGAGGAUCAGCAGAUCCCAGACAGCACCGAAAAGGAGUACACUAAUAAGAUGAACGAGUUUGCAGAACGUGGCUUUCGAUCCCUCGGAGUCGCCCGGAAACCUGUGAAUCGAAAAUGGGAAAUUCUUGGGAUAGUGCCAUGCUCCGACCCUCCUCGGGACGAUACUGCAACGACUAUAAAUGAGGCGAAAACGCUCGGCCUAUCGAUCAAAAUGCUUACUGGGGAUGCCGUUGGGAUUGCCCGCGAGACGUCGCGUGAGCUAGGGCUAGGGACCAAUGUUUACAACGCGGAGGGGCUUGGCCUUGGAGGUGGCGGUACCAUGCCUGGGUCUGAGGUUUACGACUUUGUCGAAGCCGCAGACGGUUUUGCAGAAGUGUGGCCGCAACAUAAAUAUAAUGUUGUAGACAUACUUCAGCAACGCGGAUACCUAGUGGCAAUGACUGGGGAUGGUGUCAAUGAUGCUCCUUCACUCAAGAAGGCCGAUACUGGGAUCGCGGUGGAAGGUGCCUCGGACGCUGCCCGGUCAGCAGCCGAUAUUGUUUUCCUUGCCCCUGGCUUAUCGGCAAUCAUUGACGCUCUAAAAACUUCCCGUCAGAUAUUCCAUCGUAUGCAUGCAUAUGUGAUCUAUCGAAUUGCACUAUCCCUGCAUCUCGAGAUAUUCUUUGGCCUCUGGAUUGCGACGAUGAAUGAAUGCUUGAACCUACAGCUGGUGGUCUUUAUUGCAAUCUUCGCCGACAUUGCAACUCUGGCAAUAGCUUAUGACAAUGCCCCUUACUCCCAGUCUCCUGUGAAAUGGAAUCUUCCAAAACUCUGGGGCCUUUCUGUCAUACUAGGAAUUAUUCUCGCCCUUGGAACAUGGAUCGCGCUUACAACCAUGAUGAAUGCGGGCGAGCAUGCAGGGAUCGUACAAAACUUUGGGAAACGCGACGAGGUCCUCUUCCUUGAAAUAUCCCUAACGGAGAAUUGGUUGAUCUUUAUUACGAGAGCUGAUGGCCCGUUUUGGUCGUCUUUGCCUUCGUGGCAGCUCGCAGCUGCCAUUUUUGUCGUCGAUUUAGUUGCAAGCUUCUUUUGCUACUAUGGCUGGUUUGUUGGCGGACAGACUUCGCCCAUCGCUAUUGUCCGUAUCUGGGUAUUUUCAUUCGGUGUAUUCUGCGUUAUGGGAGGCGUUUAUUUUCUGUUGCAGCGUUCGCAAACCUUUGACGAUAUCAUGCACGGCAGAAUUCCGAGAAGACAAAGGGCUUCUCAGCGCACCCUGGAUGACUUUGUUGAUCUGCAACGGGUCUCAGUACAGCACGAGAAAAGCUCGAGGAACCCUGAGGGCGGGGGCGGCUGGGACGAGAACAAUGGUCCACAGGCCUCAUGA